UUCUGUAGAAGGUUUGUGUCAAACUUGCUUUGGCGCAUUUUAAAUUUAUUUUCUUAGUUUGUAUGAAACUUGGAAACACAUUGAUAUAUGUGUUUUUCGAAUAUUGGAUAGUUUAUUCCAUUUCCAUUGCUCCACGUGAAAUUCGCUUUCAUUUAAACAAAUAAUUUGAAUACCUGCUUUCCUAGAACUGACGGCAACUACGGACCGUAUUUCUUAAAUAAAGCAAAACCGAAUGAAUAUGGCUGCCACCGAUCAAGGUCCUGAAGAUGUUAUUGACAUUGAUUCCGAUGAUGAUGUAGAGAGUGAAACAUUUGGUAAUAUUUUCACGGUUAUUCCAAAUACAUCAGCUGUUGCUUUGCAGGAGAAAUUUGGAGGCAAACGCAAACGCAGCACUCUGACAUCGGCACGAGCGAAGAUGAGCAUUAAAAAUUCUUUAUCUGAAGGGCCAACAACCAAUAAGGCAGAUGUAAAAAAUGGCGCCACACAAAAACAUUCCAAAAGAGUGACAUCUACCAAUAUUCCUACAUAUUUUGCUACUACUCCAGCUCCAUCUCGGAGUACAGUUGCGAAUAACAAUACAAUAGGCCAGAUUUGUACAUCGAGUCUGUACGAUGUCUUGCCAAAUCCAAUAGCUUCUACAGAUGUGCCACUUUCAGCCUCCACAAACGUUUUGAAUGGGUCUUUCUCGGCCUUUGAAGUUAAGUCAAAUAUUUUCAGUGGCCUAACAGACGAUAUGUUCAUUAGAGAAGAACCUUCAUUUGCAGUCCCAUUCAUUUAUGAGAAACCUCCAGCAGUCCAAAUAAAGGAUGUCCUAAAAGCAUUGGAAACCCAAUUUGCUUUAUCCCAAGAAAACUUGGCAGAUGAAACCAGCCCAAACAAAGGUCUAAACGAAAUGUUGCCAUAUUCAAAAUGGUUUUCGGAAUUGGCAGCACCUUCCAACUCUGCAACAAGCGAUAAAGACGACGAGGUUAAGUAUUUCGAAAGUCCCCUGGGUAAAUUCUUUACGCACAUGGGAAUUGAACUAGUUGAGGAAUAUUUGCGAAAUGAAUACAAUAUCGUGCAUACAAAUAAUUCUUUCACCAAGAACACCAAGAGUUGCCAAGUUUGCAAUUUCCAUACAGAAUCUGGUCUUGUAAUGGCCAAGCACCUUGAUACACCCCAUGUAAAAGGUUUCUGGUACAAAUGUAGUUUGUGCACCUUUGGGACUAGAAAAAAUGCAGAAAUUACUUCCCAUAUGCUUGUGGCUCAUAAUAGGAAAAUUUCGCUUAACGAGAUUAAGCCUUUGCAAGUACACCAAUGUUCCAAUUGUUGUUUUGAAACUAGGGACAGGGGAAAAAUUUUGCACCACAAAGUUCGGUGUGCUGGAUCUUUCAAACUUGAAACCAAUUUGGCACCUCCCAAUGAUUGGGAAGCCCCGGCAAAAAUUUCUAGUUUUAGACCCAGACUUAACCUGGUGGGAAUAGCUAUGGAGUAUAACAAAAAGAACAAGGAUAACGAAAGCAAAAACAUGCAACCAGCAAUCAGUGCCCAGUUGCGAGCAGCUCCUGUGCUUUCAAACAUUGUUGAAGGGCCAUCGUCUAGCGAUACUACGAAAUCUGAAAUGGAAGCCAAAGCAAAUAUCGUGGUAUGUGAAAUAUGUGAUAGACACUAUGGAGGUUUUGGACAAUUGCGCUAUCACAUGCAAUGGGUACAUAAGAUCAUGAUAUAUUCCAAUACAAACUGGGCUCCAUUAGUUUGCAAAAAGUGCCAAUGUAGGUUCUUUACAUACGAAGGCCUGGAACGCCAUCUAUUGGGUACCCAUGGACUGGUUACUAAUUCUAUGCAAGAAGCUGCUAAAAAAUGCCGAGAUGGUGGAAAAUGUUCCCAUUGUGGUAGGUUGUUUCUACGGAAAUUGCUGAAGCAUUUAACCCAAGACCACCGCAUUACUUUAUCACCUGUAACUCUAUCGUAUAAAUGUAAUCGAUGUAGCAGUAUUUUUGAAGCAUACACUCAGUUUGAAAAUCACAUCUACGCAGUCCACCGCGCAGCACAGCUGAAGAAGGCAAAGCUUGGUGAUACCAAAUAAACCAGAACCAUUUUAACAAACGAUUCAUAUGACAUGCAUUUUGCUAUCCUAGCAAAGAGCGUAUAAACUAUAAUUCCUAAUAGAAUUUAUAUGAACUUAUACAUGUAGCGAAUGAAUUUCAUGUAUUUUUUGCGAACAUUCAAUUCAAUAAACACGCUGCAAGCUUAUUCUCAAUUA
Molecule: messenger RNA, 2242 nt
Organism: Stomoxys calcitrans (stable fly)
Lineage: Eukaryota; Metazoa; Arthropoda; Insecta; Diptera; Muscidae
Exons: 4
Coding region: 233-2065 (610 amino acids)
Biological process (GO): regulation of transcription by RNA polymerase II
Molecular function (GO): RNA polymerase II cis-regulatory region sequence-specific DNA binding; DNA-binding transcription factor activity
Source: RefSeq, a predicted model, not a curated record